AUGGCAGAAGUAAACCUAUUCAGUGAAGUGGUUGGGUUGCAGCAGCAGAAAUCUGAUGGUGGAGUCGUCUUCCCCGCGGUUCUCUUCCCCAACCCUAACGCUUCCAAGUCUGUUCAGCUAACAGAUGCCAUUAAAGCUAAUAAACCAUGGCUCGAAUCUCUGCUCCAUAGAUCUGGUGCGAUUCUCUUCAGAGGCUUCCCUGUUUCCACUGCCUCCGACUUCAACGAUGUCGUUGACUCCUCCGGCUACGAAGACUUUUCCUACGGCGCCGGUGGUUCAGGAACCAGGACGAAGCUUACCGAUCGUGUGUACACUGCGAAUGAAGCACCACCGGACCAGAUGAUCGGCUUCCAUCACGAAUUAUCUCAUGCUAGCGAAUUUCCUUCGAAAUUGUUUUUCUUCUGUGAGAUCGAACCGGGAAGGGGAGGAGAAACAUGUAUAGUUCUGAGUCAUGUGAUUUACGAGAAGAUGAAAGGGAAGCAUCCAGAAUUUGUGGAGCAACUGGAAGAGAAAGGAUUGAUUUACAACAGAGUUAUGCGAGAAGGAUUGGACCCUUCAUCGCCGGUAGGACGCGGCUGGAAGGGCACGUUCAUGACCGAUGACAAGAGCGUGGCGGAGGAAAGGGCUACCAAGUUGGGAAUGAAACUAGAAUGGAUGGGUGAUGAUGUCAAAGUUAUAGUAGGUCCGAAACCUAGUUUUAGAUACAACGAAGCCCAACAACAAAAGACCUGGUUCAACAGUCUUGCGAUUUCAUAUGGCGGAUUGCAUGAUAAGCUAAACGAUGAUCCAACAAAAGCAGUUGUUUUUGGUGAUGGCGAACCAUUGCCUCGCAAUGAGGUUAAUGACUUAUUAAAGAUGUUUGAUGAUGAGUGUGUUGCAUUACAAUGGUGUAAGGGAGAUGUUUUAUUACUCGAUAAUUUGGCAGCUCUUCAUUCACGAAGACCAUUGCUCGCUCCACCCCGUCGCAUACUUGCCUCAUUUUGCAAGUGA
Lactuca saligna is the source of this 990-nucleotide messenger RNA. NCBI's taxonomy places the organism in Eukaryota, Viridiplantae, Streptophyta, Magnoliopsida, Asterales, Asteraceae. The record is from the annotation of a GenBank genome assembly.